Messenger RNA from Prunus avium (sweet cherry), 16804 nucleotides. NCBI's taxonomy places the organism in Eukaryota, Viridiplantae, Streptophyta, Magnoliopsida, Rosales, Rosaceae. The record is from RefSeq and is a predicted model, not a curated record.
AACCCUGAAUUUGGUUCUUAUAUAUAAAACCUUUGCGCCUUAAAACCCUAAACCCUGAAACCAGAGCUAAAACCUCCGAGGCUGAUAAACCAGUAAACGAAAAAACCCCAACUUCGAGCUUUAGGGCACAUCCUUUGUCAAACCCUAAUUUCUAUCUGUUUCCUGGAAAAUUGGUGUAGUGUUUUGCAUUUUCAAAUUCUGGGGAAUCCCUUUCGUCAAAUUCAAUUUUCUACUGAAAACAAAACGGGCCCUGAAAGCCUAGUGUUUUGAAAAGAAUUUUGGCAAUUCAUUUUUGAACGAUAUAUACAUAUAUAUAAAAUUUUGGUUUGCAUUACAUAUACAGAGGUUGGACCAGUCCGUCUAAGUUGAAUUGCUUCUGUGUUGUGAAUUUUUGUUACUAAAAUUACCUAAAAUAUAUAUUUUCAAACGUAUAUAAUAUAUAUUACAAGUACAGGUUUUUAAUCGUUAUAUUUGAGUUUUCAAAUGGCUAUGGAUGGUAGCUUCAGCCUGGAAUCUGCACUGGAGAGGUUUCUUGCCCGUUGUCCAAAGCUCCAAUCUUCUCCAAAGUUUGUUUUGCUGACGAAAAAGGGAAAUGCAGUGACUCAAGAUGAAGUGGUGAAAGCUCUAGUUGAGUUGUUUGUGCAUCCAAAUUAUACUCUUCCCUUGAUGGGAUGUUUUCGUCCAAUAGCUCAGAAAAUCGUGGACAAAGCUGUCGAAUUGCUUCGGCUUGUGCCCAAUUUGCGGUCUAAUUCUGACAGGGGAGUUGUAGAAGUUGGGAAAGAUAGAGAUUUAAAUGAAGUUGAAAAUGUGAUUGAGUUCUAUAGUGGAGCUGGGAGGGGUCUGGAUCUUCACGAGCUUGUUUGUUUAGCCUUCUGUCGCGCCCUUGAGUUGGCACCUUUUUUUUGGGGGUCUAUAGUAGGUUACUUUGAAUUUGCUCCACCUCCAUUUGAACGCAUUUUGAUGGGACCAAAAGUGUCUGAUCUCUGUGUCGAGGUUGGAACACGUGUAUUGCUUGUGGUAGGGGUGUCCUACCGCCUCCUCUUAGUGAAAUAUGAUUUUUUCUCUAAACUUCAGAAUUGGUCAUGUUUCUUGGACCUUGUCGAGCAGUCUGCAAAUUUUGACAUGCACAAUAGUACUUCGGAUACUGUGGAGGUCAUCGCAGACAUAAGAUGGUGUGGGCUACAGAUAAUUUCCCUCAUUCUUAAGUUAAGUUGUAAAGCAACCGAAAACUUGGGCAUCACAGAUGAAGACGCAUUUUCAUGUUUAUUACGAUGGGAGGAGUUCUGUCAGGACGUAUCAUUUGAGAGCGGUGGCUGGUAUGUUGAAUCAUCCAGACUAAAGGGCUUAGUGUCCCUGGAUGGAAGGAAUGUUUAUUGUCAGAAAAGCUGUUUGCAGUCUUCAUCACAAUGUUAUGACAUUGAGCCACAAACUAAGCGUCAAAGGUGUGCUACGUGGGAUGAGAGAUCAGCUGGCGAUCCAUUUGUUGUAACUUCAGCAGUGAAGGAAAGUUUUAAGAUGAUGCUCUCAGCUGUGAAGGAAAAGUGGCCUGUUCUUCUGUAUGGUCCCACUGGCUGUGGGAAAUCUGCUCUCAUUAGCAAAUUGUCCCAGGACAGUGGAAAUCAAGUUCUAUCAAUUCACAUGGAUGAUCAAAUUGAUGGUAGAACAUUAAUUGGGAGUUAUGUAUGUACGGAAAAGCCUGGUGAAUUUAGAUGGCAGCCAGGGUCACUUACGCAGGCUGUUUCUAAUGGGUAUUGGGUUGUCUUCGAGGAUAUUGACAAAGCACCCUCUGAUGUGCGUUCUGUUAUAUUACCAUUACUGGAGGGUGUAAACCUAUUUGCAACUGGGCAUGGACAGGAAAUUAGGGUGCCAGAAAGUUUUCGAAUUUUUUCCACAAUUUCAACCUCUAAGCUUGAUCCGUCUUGCAUUGCAGAAGGUGGGAAUUCACUUUCCAUUUUUUUUAAAGUGUAUGUUUCACCCUCAACUAAUGAGGACUUGCAAAGCAUAGUGAAAGCGUGGUAUCCAAGUUUAGAGCCUCUUGCUGUGAAACUCACAGAAACAUUUGAAAGCAUUAACUCUGCCACAUUACGUCAAACUGGUGGAUUUCAAGCUGGAAAUUCUGCUUCUGUUAGUUACCCAAGUAGAUUCUCCUUAAGGGAUCUCCUCAAAUGGUGCAAGCGUAUAACAGGCCUGGGUUUUAGCUUUGAGGGAGAUGAUUUGUCACCUUAUGCACGUGAUUGUAUCUAUCAGGAGGCGGUUGACAUAUUUGCGGCCUUCUCAACGUCUACGAAGAACCGGUUAACUUUAAUGCAAUACAUCGCCAGGUUGUGGGAUGUGCCAUCAACUGUUUCAGAUACCUUGUAUCCUCCUAAUAAGCCUGUAGUCCAGGAUUUACUCUCAGAUUUAAGAGUUGGACGAGUUUCCCUCCCUCGCAUUCAUACCACCAAGCGUGGAAAGAAAGAUUACAAGAAGAAACCUUUUGUUGAGAUUCGCAGUUCGAUUCACUUGCUUGAAAGAAUUGCUUCAUCUGUUAAGUGGAAUGAGCCUGUUCUAUUGGUUGGUGAAACUGGGACUGGAAAGACUACACUUGUACAGGAUCUGGCAAUGAGGCUUGGUCAUAAGCUAACAGUCUUGAACUUAAGUCAGCAAAGUGAUGUUGCUGACUUGUUAGGGGGAUAUAAGCCUAUGGACGCAAAGUUUAUUUACCUUCCGCUGUAUAAUGAGUUUUGUGAUCUAUUCUCUAAAUCAUUUCAUGUGCAGCUUAAUCCUAAAUUUAUUGGGAAAUUAGAAGAUGCUCUUAAGAAGGAGGAUUGGGAAAGGUUACUAAAGGGAUUUGAGGUUGGUGUUAAAAAGUUUUUCCAGAAAGUUGAAGAGGCGAGAUCGUUAGUUGAAGAGUCCGGAAAAAAGCGCAAGAAAGCUCCAGUUGAGGAACAAAUCAAAGCCUGGGAAAAUUUCACACUGAAAGUAGAGAAUGCCAGUGCACAUGGAAUGAUAUUUUCGUUUGUGGAAGGAGCUUUUGUAACUGCACUGAGAAAUGGUGAGUGGAUUUUGCUUGAUGAGGUGAAUUUGGCCCCUCCCGAGACGUUGCAGAGGGUAAUCAGUGUGCUUGAAGGGGAGCAUGGAUCACUUUGUUUAGCAGAAAGGGGGGAUAUUCAUUAUAUAGAUAGGCAUCCCAGCUUCCGUUUAUUUGCUUGUAUGAAUCCUGCAACUGAUGCUGGCAAGCGAGAUUUGCCCUUCUCUUUGAGGAGCAGAUUUACAGAGUAUUUUGUUGAUGAUGUGUUGGAUGAUGAAGAUCUAACACUAUUUGUUGGUCAAUUUUUAGGUGACCGAAAAUCAGAUUUGCAAUUAGUGUGUAACAUUGUGUCCUUUUAUAAAAUUGCCAAGAAACUAUCUGAAGAAAAGCUGCAGGAUGGAGCUAAUCAAAAACCACAAUAUAGUUUGAGGUCUCUUUACCGUGCACUAGAAUAUACAACAAAGGCUGAAAGAGAGUUGGAAUUUGGAUUUCCAAAAGCAAUAUACGAUGGGUUCUGUAUGUUUUUUCUCACUUUAUUGGAUAAAAGCAGUGCUUUGGUUAUGGAAGAAACAAUCUUGAAGUAUUUGUUAGGUGGAAAAAUUCCGAAGGAAGUACCUUAUUUUAAGUACUUACGUGACUCAACUAUUAACGGGAGCUCUGAGAACAUUAUAAAGUAUACUGUAACUGAAAGUGUUGAGGAACGUCUCAGGAAUUUGGCUCGUGCUAUUUGGAUAAAGAAAUACCCUGUUCUAUUGCAGGGACCUACAUCCAGUGGCAAAACUAGCCUUGUUCAGCAUCUUGCUGCAAUAACAGGUCAUGAAUUUGUAAGAAUAAAUAAUCAUGAACAUACCGAUUUGCAGGAAUAUCUUGGUUCCUAUAUAACGGAUGCUUCUGGGAAGCUAGUCUUCCAUGAAGGUGUACUGGUGAAGGCUGUACGAAAUGGGUAUUGGAUAGUUCUGGAUGAGCUUAACUUAGCUCCAUCUGAUGUGCUGGAAGCAUUGAACCGAUUACUAGAUGAUAAUAGGGAGCUUUUUGUGCCUGAGUUGCAGGAAACUAUUCAUGCAGAUGAAAAUUUUAUGCUUUUUGCCACUCAGAAUCCUCCUGGUUUUUAUGGUGGGCGUAAAAUGCUUUCUCGAGCUUUCCGCAAUCGUUUUGUAGAAAUUCAUGUUGAUGAAAUUCCUGAAACUGAGUUGAGUACAAUCUUAUUAGAGCGGCGCCCUGGACUUUCUAAAAAGAUGGCUAAGCAAAUGAUUAUUGUGAUGAAGGAAUUGCAAUUGAAAAGGCAGAUGAGCAAAGUUUUUGCUGGGAAACAUGGGUUCAUUACUCCGCGAGACUUGUUCCGGUGGGCUGAUCGUUUCAUAGAACUUGGGGGUGGUUCUGAUGUGGAUUUGGCCCGAGAUGGUUAUUAUCUUUUGGCAGAGAGGCUUCGGGAUGAAGGCGAGAAAUGUGUUGUUCGAGAAGUUUUGGAAAAAAAUUUCCAUGUUAAACUUGAUGAAGACAACUUGUACUUUCAGGAACCUGUUCCCAACUUGCCUGAUGGUGCUGAAGUUCCGAAGAGUCUUCAAAAUUGGACUAAAAGUAUGCGAAGAUUGUACUUCCUAGUGGAGCGUUGCUAUAAAGUGCGGGAACCUGUACUUCUUGUUGGUGAAACAGGGGUUGGGAAGACAACCGUCUGUCAGUUGCUGAGUAUUCUUUUGGGUUCAAAAUUGCACAUCCUGAACUGUCAUCAGUACACCGAAACCUCUGAUUUUCUUGGGGGGUUUUAUCCUAUUCGGGAGAGAUCAAGAUUAACAUCAGAUUUUAAAAGAACAAUUGAAGAAUUGUUGAUGACAGAGGCCUUUAACCAGUUUCAUCUGGACUAUACCGUCUCUUCGGACAUUGGUCAAGCCUCUGCAACAUUGUCCAAUCUGAACAAAAUGAUAAAAGAUUACAAACAAGGUCUGAUUUUAAAUCCUGAUGUCACCAAGCACAAUCUGAUGACUUUGGAAGGGAUAAUGCUGAAGCUUUCUGAGAUGCACCAAGAGUGGCAGAAAAUGUUUGUAUGGCUGGAUGGGCCCCUUGUUCAGGCAAUGAGGAGUGGUGAUCUCUUUCUGGUGGAUGAAAUUUCCUUGGCUGAUGAUAGUGUACUUGAGAGGUUGAACAGUGUCUUGGAGCCAGAGAGAACACUGUCUUUAGCUGAGAAAGGAGGUCCUGAUCUGGAGAAAGUUGUGGCUCACGAGAGAUUCUUUUUGCUUGCGACAAUGAAUCCUGGUGGUGAUUUUGGUAAGAAAGAACUGUCUCCCGCUCUUCGCAAUCGGUUCACAGAGAUAUGGGUUCCCACUAUUGGUGAUAGAGAUGAGCUUGAAAGUAUUGGUCUUGCAAGGAUAACCUCCCCGAAGCUCUCAUCCAUUUUGGAUCCUUUGCUGAAUUUUUGGGAGCAGUUCAACAAUCUAAAACCAGGGAGAACACUUACUGUGAGAGAUCUGCUGUCUUGGAUUGAUUUUAUUAAUGUGACUGAAAACAACUUAGGAUCUGAGUCUGCAUUCCUUCAUGGGGCAUUCCUUGUUUUGCUUGAUGGACUGAGUUUAGGGAGUGAAAUUUCAAAAGGGAACAUCAUUGAUCUGAGGAAUGAAUGCUUCAAAAUCCUUUUAAAGCAAGUGAAGGGAAACGUUACUGAAUUGGAGUACUCAAAACUUGCAAGAAUUCAAAACUAUGGUUGGGGUGAUCCUGAUACAACUGAAGGUGAUUCAUGCAGUGAUAGCAUGCAGUGUGACAAUAUUUUUGGUGUGGAUCCGUUCUAUAUAGAAAAAGGUUCUGUAAGUUUUGAUGCUGAAGGGUUUGAGAUUUUGGCACCAACCACCAGGAGAAAUGUAUUGCGGGUACUUCGAGCUAUGCAGCUUCCCAAACCUGUUCUAUUAGAAGGUAGUCCAGGUGUUGGGAAAACUAGUUUGAUUGUUGCAUUGGGCAAGUUUUCUGGUCACAAUGUUGUCAGGAUAAACUUGUCUGAGCAGACUGAUAUGAUGGACUUGUUGGGUUCUGACUUACCAGUUGAAAGUGAUGAAGGAAUGAAGUUUGCCUGGUCCGAUGGGAUCCUUUUGCAGGCUUUGAAAGAAGGCUCUUGGGUUUUGCUUGAUGAACUUAAUCUUGCUCCACAAUCUGUAUUGGAGGGUUUGAAUGCUAUUCUGGAUCAUCGAGCUGAAGUGUUCAUUCCAGAGCUGGGUUAUACUUUUAAGUGUCCCUCAGCCUUCAGAAUAUUUGCUUGUCAAAACCCUUCCUAUCAAGGUGGUGGCAGAAAAGGCCUUCCAAAGUCUUUUCUCAACCGUUUCACAAAGGUGUAUGUGGAUGAGUUGGUUGAGGAUGACUAUCAUUUUAUCUGUAGUUCACUUUAUCCAUCGAUUCCUGUACCUCUUCUUUCAAAACUGAUUUUGUUUAAUAAACGGUUGUAUGAAGACACUAUGGUGUAUCACAAAUUUGCUCUGGAAGGUUCCCCUUGGGAGUUUAAUCUAAGGGAUGUGAUUCGAUCAUGUCAAAUCAUACAAGAUGCACCCUCUGAGUCCAAAGAUUAUUGCUUCCUGGACAUCGUCUAUGUUCAACGGAUGCGUACUGAAUCAGACCGAAGAAAAGUCCUACAGCUAUAUGAGCAGAUUUUUGAGAUAAAGCCAUAUAUAAAUCCUUAUCCACGAGUUCACCUCAAUUCUGAAUACUUAAUGGUUGGAAAUACUGCUCUAAGAAGGAAUUGUGUCCAGUCAUCUAGACUUCCUAGCAGCACACUUAAAAUUUUGCCUGGAAUUCGUCAAAGCUUGGAAGCUACCACACAAUGUGUAGAGCAUCAAUGGAUGUGUAUCCUGAUUGGUCCAGCAUCCUGUGGUAAGACUUCAUUGGUCAGGUUACUGGCUCAGCUCACUGGAAACGUGCUAAAUGAAUUACAUCUUUCAUCUGGGACUGAUAUAUCUGAAAUACUUGGAUGCUUUGAGCAAUAUAAUGCCUUCCGAAACUUCCGCUCAGUUGUUGCUGAGGUUGACUCCUAUGUGAAGGAGUGUUGCAGUUUGCGAUUGGAGUUUUCGAAGGAGGCAUUUUUACAUGAUAGCAAGGGUCUUAUUACAAGAUGGUUUUCUUUCGUAUCGAACGUAGAUUGUGAUUCUUUUUCUUGUUUUAGUUCUAAUUUUUUGGAAGAUAGGGUGAGAUUUUCCAAUUCUCUUACUUUGUUAAUGGAGAUUGUUGAACAUCUAAAGUUGGUCGUGGAAAAAAAUGUUCCAUCCAUAUCUUGGUCAAGCAAAGAACUUGAUAGAGUUAUGAGGACAAUUAUCAAGUUGCAAGAAGGUUAUGAGAAAGGACCAUUUUCAGUAAAGUUUGAAUGGGUUACGGGAGUAUUGGUAAAGGCUGUAGAACAUGGAGAAUGGAUUGUUCUAGAGAAUGCGAAUUGUUGUAAUCCCACGGUACUUGAUAGGAUCAACUCUUUAGUGGAGCCGUCUGGAUCAAUUACAAUUAAUGAGCGUGGGGUUGUUGACGGAAAACCAGUUGUCAUCCAACCGCAUCCUAAUUUUCGGAUGUUCCUCACUGUUAACCCAAGUUAUGGUGAAGUAUCCCGAGCAAUGAGGAACAGAGGAGUUGAAAUAUUUAUGAUGCAGCCAAAUUGGCUACUAGAUGAGAGCAGCAGAUACAAUUGUGAGGAGACUGAGCUAAAUGAUGUGAAAAGAUUUCUUGUUCUCUCAGGUAUUCCCUUUGCUAAAUUGGUGCAUUCUAUGGCCAAAUCACAUAUAUAUGCUAGAGGAGAAGGAUUACGUUUUGGUGUUUCCAUCACGUAUCUUGAGCUUGCUCGCUGGGUUCAGUUGUUCAAACAACUUCUCAUGAAUGGAAGCCAGCCUUUGUGGAGCCUUCAAACAAGUUGGAAGCAUAUAUACCUUAGUAUGUUCGGUGAGGCUGUCGGAGGAAAUGUUAUUAGUCAUGUGAAAUGCACAUAUUUAUCGGGAACUGAAUUGUGUGAAUCUGACUCGUCACUGCGUCCAUCUUUGUGUUUGCCUGGAGGAUGGCCGACACCAUUGAAGCUGAGGGAACUCGUGUGGCACUCGAAACAAGCUCUUGUGAAGACUAAUUGCAUGUACCUUGAGUUUCUGGGGGCUAAGUAUGCGUCAUACAAAUUUCAACUCGCGAGGAGCAGGUGCAAUAUGUCCCUGGAUUCAACUGCUUGUCGCUAUGUAGUGACUUACUUGAGGGGUAUGGGGGUGUUAAAUGAAACUAUGGUUCACAGGGCUUCCACUUUUUUGACUUUAAUCUCCGUCGAGAAUACUGAAGUUGAUAAGGUAUUGGCCAAGGUUGAGAAAAAGCUAUUGUUUGCUGCCAAAUGGGCCAUUGAACAAGCUACUGAAAGUGAUCUCAAGCUGUACCUUCUGUGGUUUAGCUGGUUUCAUUCUCGAUUACAGCCUUUCUGUCAGUUCUUUGAUUCUUUUGUAAAGUCAAUUGCACUAAGUAUGGAUCAUCCUGUUUGGGAAUAUACGUCCAUUCAAUGCCAUGACCUUGCAUCUCUUCACAAAGUAGAAUUUGAAAAGCAGCUGAUACCACUGCUCUCAUUAGGGUUGGUUGAUGUGAUUGAAUCAAAUGAGAAGUUCAAAAUAUCCAGUGAGUUUCUCCACAGUGCUGUGAAGUACGUCGAGCAACUGAGGCUCACUUAUCAAGAGUGGAAUAAUGAGGACAGCUAUGCGUCAAAGGAAGCUUGUUACUUUGAAGAAGUCUUAAAACGUUUGCGGAAAGAGAUCAAUAAUCUGGACAGUUCUUCGCACUUCCACUCAGGGAAGUCCUUGUUGUGGGUUCAUGGUGGUCACCCGAUUUUGCCGUCUUCUUCUAAACUGUUUGAAAAGCAGCUUCAGAUUUUGGAACUUUGUGAGUCGGUUUGGCCAACUAGAACAGGAUUAUUUGUCCAUGUGAAUGAUCCUCUUAUUGGAGUAGUUUCUGAUCUUCGCUCCUUUGUCUUGGAAGGUGUUUCCAUGUCAUCAUGUAUCACUGGGAAAUCGGAUUCUUGCGAGGAUGAGGACCAUGUUGUUCAACAGUUGGAUCGCAUUUAUCAGAAGCUUUUGCAAUUGUUUGUAAAGGAAAGAAUCAAAAUUGAGGAGACUUCAUGGUCGAACAAGAAUUUUUGCGGAGCGAAUGGAUCUUUUUGUUGUUCUUUGUGCAUUGUGGCAUUAGGUCAGGCGUAUGGGUACAGCUGUUGGCAGGACGUAUUUCCCUUGAUGGAUAGUACAAGCUUUGCCCUAGAUAUGAAGCUACUUCAGGAACUAUCAUCUGUCAUUCUGGUCAAUAACAAAAGAUUACAUCUGGAUUUAGCCAAAGUAUCUAGCCAUCUGAAGUAUGCGUUGAAAUUCUCAUUGAGCAAUUCAUCUAGACCACCUCAAAUGUUUUCUCCCCAUCAAAAGAUUCUGUGGAUACUGGAUGUGUGGAGUUCAGUUGAUGCAGUCAAUGAAAAAGUUUCCAGCUUCGUACUUGAGAUGUGGUUCAGGUGGCAUCAAUCGUUGUGGAUGUAUUGCCCUGUUUCUGUCAAGAGCUUCUCGAGCACUGCUGUUUAUGAUAUUCCAGUACCUGAUGUUCUGAUUCAGCCGGUGGUAACAGCAACCGUAUUCCAGAUACUGCAAAGCACACCUGCCAUCAAGGAUUUUUUUGUGAGCUCUCUGAAGCUUAGAGUUGCAUCAUGUAAUCUUUGGCGCGGCUCUCUGCCAGGAGCAAACUUACCUUUUUUUCUACUUUCCGCUGCUCGCUCUCUGUUCCAGCAGAUCGUAUAUGCACAUGAGAAAUCUUUUGAUGCUGAUCAAUUUGCUAAAAUCAAGUCAGUUUUAGAGCAAGGAAGCGGUCUUGUGGUAUCUCUUAUUUCGAAGUCAAGUCAUCAUGGGCUGAAAGACUCAGUGGAUAUGUUUAUCAAACCACUGCUUCAAAACCUCGAUCCUCAUUGCUCAUCUAAAGAGCCUGGAUUUAAUCAUGGGUGUGUUUGGCUGCGGCUUGGGAUAUUACGUCUUAAACUAUUGCUCUGCGGUGAUGAUAUGGAUCCCGCCAUGAAAUACCAUUGCAAGAAUUCACUGUUAGCAGAGAAGAUAUCUUUGCUAAAACUUGAAAUUCAGGUUCGGCAAAAAUGCGAAUACUUGGCAGGGCAGAUUUCUACAAGAUAUUCUCAUGAAAAAAGGGCUCAGGCAUUGAACAAGCUUGAAGCUGAGCACAAAAGGCUGCAGAGAAAGAUCGUCUUCCGCUCUGACUACCGGAAAUUUAAGGGCUUAAAACAUGAAUGUGAUGAGUUUCUUGAACGUGUUACAUCUGAUGAGUUUUUUCAACAUGUUACGUCUGAUACAUUUUACAAAUACAUCACAAGCUCAGAAAUUUUAGUUGGUAGUGUUGAUGCCGUUAACUUACAACAGAUUCUUGACCAAGGCUCUAACUGGCAGAAAAUGGCAACCGGUUUUAUUGAACAACUAUUAUCAGAUGAGUACCGUGAGUACACUGAUAUUGUUCAACCAGUUCUGGUUGCAUUAUAUGAAAUAAAAUUGGGCUUGGGGCUGAUUCUGGCAAGUGUCAUGCAAAAAAUGAUCCUGACUAAAGUUGAGCUGGACGAUGCAAAUAUGAUUAUGGGGUCUAUUUGUUCAUUUAUGAGAUUCCCUCGAGUAUCUGCUUCCAAGAGCAUUUCUGUUAACUUAAACACUGGCUCAAGCAAAUUUCCCUACAAUUUAGAAAUUCCUACAAUCUUCAAUGCUGAGGAUAUAAGUCUUCUCGAGAAGUUGAUUACUUUUUCCAGUGGCGUUCUGACUAAUAGAAUGGUCUCUAUUACACAACUUAAAACUACCCUGCACCGAAACAUUCUUGUCCGUGUUUCACAUUCUGUUGCUAAUGCACGGCUGAUGGAUUAUGCAUCCUUUAUGCUCCUGGAUAAGACAUAUAGCGAGAUUACAGAUCAUUGGAUGAGUAUGAAGAUUCAAUCUAAAAACAAACAGGACUAUGCUGCUUUGAAAUUCAAGUUUAAGCCUCGUGCGUUUAAACUUGAGAGUAUUAUUGACCUUGAUAUAUCGGCUCUUGGGAAGACAUUAGCAAAUCAAAGUUUUUUAGAUUGGAAGGAAUUUAUUUCUGCAGAUCAACAUAUUGAGGGGGAGGAAGCUCCGGAGGAACAAGAAGAUUUGGACAGGGAAUUGAAGUUCAUGGAGGAUUCCAUUGUGAAGGACGUGGUCAAGACUCACAAUCAGUUAUUUGGGUCAAAUAAUCUUGUUCUAGCUCCGGGUGCUUUCCAUGUCAAUGAUCUCGACAGAACACUUUCAUUCACUGAUUCACAUACAAUUGGAGUAGGGAUGGUCAGAGGUUUGGGGGGUUCAUUUCUUUCCAGUUUGGAUGCUAUACUUGUACCAGAGAAUUUGUUUCGUAUUUGCGUGGAGCAUGAGUGGAAGUUUGUUUCUUCUGACACAUCAGCCCGUAAAUACAAUAUUUACCAGGACCCAAAUGCUCCGAAGAUGUAUGAAAUGGUGAAAUUGCUUACUGCUCUUAAGCAGCAAAUUCAUUCCCUUUUAAAUGCGUACGAAGAACAUCAUGAACUUCAGAGAAUCUUAGAUUCAGUUGAAAUGCUUUUGAAUAUUCCCCUGAGCACGUCCCUAGCUAAGGCUCUGUCGGGAUUGCAGUUUCUAAUUAACAAACUCCGUUUAUUACAAGAAAAUGGCUCGCGCUUUGCUUUCUCUGAUCAAGUGAAGCCUAUUUGGGAUCUGGUGCUCUUGUGGCAGAGGAUGGAGUUGGAGUCCUGGCCUGCCUUGCUUGAUGAGGUUCAGGAUCGUUAUGAGAUUAAUGCUGAAAAGUUAUGGUUUUCUCUUUAUUCAGUUCUACGACAUAGGCUUUCUUCUGAUGUUGUUGAAUACAAAAAAUCUACUACCGAAAGUUUGGAGGAGUUCAUUCAUUCAUCCAGCAUUGGUGAAUUUAGAAAACGCCUUCAACUUCUUUUUGCUUUCCUUGGCCAAAUAAAUACUGGUAUAAGCCUACAGGUUUAUUCAAGUGGUUGUGAGAAGAAAAAUGUGAAGAUUUUGUACAAUGCGUUUGGAUAUUACGCACAAUUCUUACCGGCAAUUUUGGCGCACAUGGAUUCUUCUAGAAGAGAUAUUGAGAUGGAACUCAAAAGAGUACUCAAACUGUGUCAGUGGGAUCAUCGCGAGAGUGCCAUUGAAAAUUUCACAAGUACAAGGCAGAAGCUGAGGAAAAUUAUAAAGAAGUACACAGUGGUUCUGGAACAACCUGUAAUUGUUUUCCUUGGCCAACAUAUCGUGAAAGGCGCUGAAUCCCAACCUCAACAAGGUCAAAAGUUCUUCGUGGAUGAUGUGAACCGAAAAAUAGGGACAAUGGAUGCUCCUUUUGAUUUGACAGUGUUUAAUGAUGAAGACAGGUGUAUGUGGUACACUGGUUGGAUAAAAGAAGCAGAUGCUGCUCUGAAGAAGUUACGGCGUGACAGAACACUUGAAUUUGGAUAUUCACAGUCCAAAAGUGCCAACAGUCUUUGCUCAGACGUUGCAGGAAUAUUAAGGCAAUGCUCAGCUUCUCUGUCCGCUUAUCCUCUAUACACAGACGAAUGGCAUGCUGUGUGGCACACACUUCAAAAUAUCUUUGAUGGUGCUGUGGAUUGCUGUGAUCUGUGGAAGGAUGCAAGCAAGAGUCAAAAGAAAGGGCGGGCUUUUUCUUACCUUCUAAAUCUUUUAAAAAGCAGUGGGUUGUCAAGGGACAUAUUUACUGAGGAUGAAGUUAAAUCUUGGUGGUUCGUUCAUCCAUCAUAUGAUGUUCAGCAUCUUCUGCUGACACAAAGUAGACUUCCCUACGGAGAUUCUGAUGCUGCCCUUCCUUUGACCCAUCAAGAUCUUGUUACUGAAUGGAAAACAACCAAUGAAUACUACUUCAGUAGCAUAGCAUCUGUGCUCUUUACUCACAAACAGAUUGGCAGGCCAGACCCUUUUCUUCACCAGCUCAUCAAAAUACAAAAAAAUCAACAUAAAGCUGCCAAUAAAUUUGCAGAGCAGUUGAGGGACUUGAAGGAAUGCAUUUCUACUUUGGAGAAUUUGGAUUCCACUGAUUCUGAGGAUAAAAGUGGCAAUUGCUCUUUUGGUCAAAAGCAGCAUGCCACCUUCAAAUACAUGUGGCAGCAGAAGCAACUAUUUGAUAGUUUGUGUGCCACUUCGCAUGAAGAAUUGUUGUUGUUAAAGACAUUUGAUAAUACCCAUUUAAAGGGUUGUCAAACUGUCAAGAAUGAAGGAAAUGAGUUUCUUGCUUCCAUCGAGAAAUUUAUUCCAGUUCUACAGAAAUCUAAGGAAUCAUUGGACAAUUACCUUCUUGGUCCUGGUAGAGCUAUAGUUACUCUUGCUGGCUCCUCGCAAUGCGUUCUUAUUUCAAAAGACAUGGAACAAUUGGUGUCUCAAAACUUCGAGGUUAUAAAGGAGUUUGAGGAGCAUCUUCUUGCUUUCCAUGCGAAAGAUGUGGAUAAAAGCUCUGUUGAAGAUAUUUUGCUUGGUCAUUUUGUAGAUAUACUUGAGAAGGGGAGGUCAAUGGAAGUGGAGUUCAAUUCAGUGAUGGAUGAGAAAAAUGUGUCAGUUGGUGAACUCGAAAAUGCAUUUUGGGAAGCCCUAAGAAGUACAUUUGAACAUAUCGUGGGAGCAAUGCAAAAAUUAGGUUCACCAAGUAAUGACCAUGUUCAUCCAGACAAAUUGGGGCAAAUUACGUCCUGGGAAAAAGUAUUUGACUCAUUUUUGAAAAAUCUGAGCUUGGACGAUUUACGCAAUAAGCUUCUGAGGACAAUCUUUUAUGCUGGAGAACUGGUGAAUCAUUGCGGUGGAAAUUCUCUGAGUCUUUUACUCAGAAUUGAAGCACAUUUUAAACAUCUAUGUAGGUGUUUGGACAUCUUAUUGAACUUUGGUCAUGCACUGAUGAAAGAACUUUUAGCUAUGUGCAAAACUGUAUCUUUAAUAAUUCAUAAGCUUGCAAACAUUUUAGCUUUAUAUUCGAAGGGAUCUGGGAUUUCUAGUGAAGACAAAGAGGAUGAUGCUACUGGUGAGUCUCAAGAUAAAAAAGGAACAGGUAUGGGGGAGGGUGUAGGACUGAAUGAUGUCAGUGAUCAGAUUACCGAUGAAGAUCAACUUCUUGGAAUAUCUGAGAAGGCCAGCGAAGAACAAGAUGCCUCAGGUGAAGUCCCAAGUAAAAAUGAUAAAGGGAUAGAGAUGGAGGAGGAUUUUGCAGCUGAUACAUUUAGUGUCAGUGAAGACUCUGAAGAUGAUGCAAAUGAAGAUGAUGCAGAUGAGCAUUUAGAAUCUGCAAUGGGAGAAACAGGAGUUGAUGGUGAAACUGUUGAUGAGAAACUAUGGAAUAAGGAUGAAGAUGAAAAUCUCAAUAAUUCAAAUGAGAAGUAUGAAUCUGGGAAUUCAAUUAACGAUAGGGAUGCAAGUUCUAGGGAGCUUAGAGCCAAGGAUGACUCUGCUGCCGCGACCAACGAGCCUGGAGAGCUUGAUUUAAAUGAAAUUGAUGAAGAUAAUGGUGAGGUUGGAAGCCAGGAUGAUCUCAAUGAUGUCGAGAAUGUUGAGGACAUGAACCUGGACAAACAAGAAGCAGUUGUAGAUCCUACAGGAUUAAAUCCCGAUGAUUUGAAUCAAAAUUCUGAUGAAACUAUGGAGUUGGAUGAUCCUGAAAUGCAUGAUGAGCAUGUGGGGAAUGAAGACCCUGAAGAAGAACAAGCAUUUUCAACUGAUGAAACCAUGGGAGAGGCAGAGACAGAACAAAUAGAUGCAACUCCUGAAAGGGAUGACACAAGUAAGGAUCAUGAAGAUAAUCCUGAGAUAAAUUCAGGAUUAAGUAAGGAUGUAUUCGAACUGGGAGUGUCUGACUCAGUGCGUGAUGAUGUGCCCAACACAGAACCUUCGACACAACCUAAGAGUGACUUGAAGGCAUCAGAUCCAAGCGAUGUAGCACCAGAAUCAAACUGGGCAAAUAGCAAUGAUAUUCAUAAUGAGCUUACUCCUAUGAGAGGUUUACCUUCCACAAAUACGUCAGAGCUGGAUAUGAUGAUUUCUGAGGCAUCAGAUAAUGGUAAAAAUGUUGCUGAGCAACCAAAAAGUCAACUUCCUAGGCAAGAAUCUUCAUCUGAGAGGAAAAGCAAACCAAACCCUUACCGUAGCGUUGGGGAUGCACUCAAGGAGUGGGAGGAAAGAGUUAGAGUGUCUGUUGAUCUUCAGGACGGUGACGUGGAGCCACAAGAUGAGAUCAAGAAUGAAAAUGCGGAUGAGUUUGGAUAUGUUUCUGAGUAUGAAAAGGGGACAGCUCAGGCUUUGGGACCUGCAACAUCUGAGCAGAUUGACAAAAAUGUAGAUGGUAAUAAGUCCAAUGCGAGUGAAGAUGAUCGUACAACGCAUAAAGAUGGCCUUGUUGACAUGGAAAUUGAGAACAAAAAAUAUGAAGCACAGCCUAGCAGGAGUCGUGCUUCAAUGCUCCAAGAUAAGAUAGAGGAUCAGAUGCAUCUUUCUGGUAUAGAAAAAUUGCCAGGCGAUGAGUAUCAAGAUAUUCAUAGCCGUCAUGAUGGUGAUCCUGAAAGCAUAGUAGAGGAUGUAGUCUCUGUGAAGACGUCCUACUUCAGUGAUGACAUGCAUAAGCUCAGUAAACUUUCUGUAAAUGACAGUGACAUGGGAAAAGCACAAGGUGCUGGCGAAUUUUCUGAUGAUGUUGUGGGCAAUGCUACUGUUCUCUGGAGAAGAUAUGAGCAAACCACAACAAGAUUGUCCCAGGAAUUGGCUGAACAAUUACGUCUUGUCAUGGAGCCUAAUCGAGCCAGCAAGCUUGAAGGGGAUUAUAAGACUGGCAAGCGGAUUAACAUGAAGAAGGUGAUUCCAUACAUGGCCAGUCAUUAUCGGAAAGAUAAAAUAUGGCUGAGACGGACCCGUCCUAACAAACGUGAUUAUCAAGUUGUCAUUGCUGUUGAUGAUUCCCGUAGUAUGUCUGAGAGCUGCUGUGGUGAUGUUGCUAUUGAAGCUUUGGUAACGGUAUGUCGUGCAAUGUCCCAACUAGAAAUGGGCAACCUGGCUGUUGCAAGCUUUGGAAAGAAAGGUAACAUAAGGUUGCUACAUGACUUCGAUCAACCUUUUACUGGAGAGGCUGGAAUCAAGAUGAUCUCGAGUUUGUCAUUCAAGCAGGAGAAUACCAUUGCUGAUGAACCAGUUGUUGAUCUUUUGAAGUAUCUAAACAACAAGCUAGAUGAAGCAGUUGCAAGAGCACGACUACCCUCUGGAUGGAACCCACUAGAACAGCUCGUUUUGAUUAUUGCAGAUGGUCGUUUCCAUGAGAAAGAGAACUUGAAGCAGUGUGUUAGGGAUGCCUUAGCUAGGAAACGUAUGGUUGCAUUUUUGCUUCUUGAUAAUCCACAAGAGUCCAUAAUGGACCUCAUGGAAGCAUCUUUCGAGGGUGGGAAUAUUAAAUUUUCGAAGUACAUGGACUCUUUUCCUUUCCCAUUCUACAUUGUACUAAGGAACAUUGAAGCACUUCCUAGGACUCUUGCUGAUUUACUGAGACAGUGGUUUGAGCAGGCAUGCAAAAAUACUUGAGUGGCUUAAAGGUCAUUUUCCAUAGAAUCAUAGCAGGUUAACUGGAGAAUGAGGACGAUGCUUAUUGGUAGCCAAAACCAUAAACGGUAGAUUUGUUAUCCCAAGUAUAGAAACUUGUAUAGUGAAACACCCAACAAAGGGGAAAACUUGUACAGGAAACAAUUACAAUCCUCCUCAUCAAUGAAGAUCUACAAGUUUUGUAUUCUUGCCCUUUUUCUAAGCUGAAUAAAUAAAUAAAAAUCAUUCU